CAGACUGAGGAGGGAGUGGAGGGUUUGCCCAUCGAUGUUGAAGGCAGCAACACCUGUUGGAGCUGCUACCACGAGCUGACGCUGCAAGAGAAGUCGAAAAAGAGGUGGGGGACUGACGGCUGAGUGGUGCUGCUGGACAAUGGUGUACACCUGCAGCUGCUUUCCCUGUAGGUUGGCAGGAUUGGCAGUGGUGAUGAAGACAUGUUGUCCAGCUACUUGUCUCUGUUGGGAGAUG
This is a messenger RNA of Geodia barretti, 235 nucleotides long. The record is from the annotation of a GenBank genome assembly. NCBI's taxonomy places the organism in Eukaryota, Metazoa, Porifera, Demospongiae, Tetractinellida, Geodiidae.